GUAUGUGUCUGUGAGUGUGUGUGCAUGUGUGUGAGUACUGGUGCCCCAGUACCUGGCCAAGCCCACCCCUUCUGCCUGGGUCCUAUAUCCCCACCAUGUGUACCCCUCUCAUCUGCUCUGGAGCCUGUACAACCACGCCACGCUGCCCCCAAGAGCUCUAGAAAGCUGGUCACUAACUUUGCAGACGGAUGAGCUCUGAGCAGCCUGAGGAGACUGGGGCUGUCAACGCGCCCCUGUCCUGCCAGCUUGGAUGCCCUUACAGGGUCCUCCUAGGCUCCCAACUGGAACACUGACCAUGGAACCCUGAAGUGGUUCUGACUUCUUCAGCUCAGUGGCAGACCCCGCCUCCCCAGGCCCUUCCAGCCUCUCCCACAACCAGCUUUCAGGCUCCCAGAGGGAGGGCUGGGAAGGGGAUCCUGAUCUCACAAGGCAGGGGGCGUCCAUCAUGAUGCUCAACUCAGACACCAUGGAGCUGGACCUGCCUCCCACCCACUCUGAGACGGAGUCAGGCUUCAGCGACUAUGGGGGCGGGGCGGGCCCUGACGGGGCUGGUUCCAGGGGGCCAGGCGGGGGCCAGACCCGGGGCCUGGAGCCGGGAGAGCCCGGCAGGAAAGACCUGCAGCACUUGAGCCGGGAGGAAAGGCGGCGCAGGCGCCGGGCCACGGCCAAGUACCGCACAGCCCACGCCACGCGGGAGAGAAUCCGCGUAGAGGCCUUCAACCUGGCCUUCGCUGAGCUGCGUAAGCUGCUGCCCACGCUGCCCCCGGACAAGAAGCUCUCCAAGAUUGAGAUCCUGCGUCUGGCCAUCUGCUACAUUUCCUACCUGAACCACGUGCUGGAUGUCUGA
Messenger RNA from Molossus molossus (Pallas's mastiff bat), 847 nucleotides. RefSeq names its product nescient helix-loop-helix 1 (gene NHLH1). The transcript has 2 exons. The record is from RefSeq and is a predicted model, not a curated record. Bases 446 to 847 code for a protein of 133 amino acids. NCBI's taxonomy places the organism in Eukaryota, Metazoa, Chordata, Mammalia, Chiroptera, Molossidae. Gene Ontology annotation, molecular function: protein dimerization activity; DNA-binding transcription factor activity, RNA polymerase II-specific; RNA polymerase II cis-regulatory region sequence-specific DNA binding. Gene Ontology annotation, biological process: regulation of transcription by RNA polymerase II.